ACUGCAAAUAAUCUAAGGACACGUUUUUGGUGUGUGUUUACGAAAUAUUUCAAGCUGGUCGCUUUAUGACAGUUCUCUCUCGUACCGGCUUAUUGAAGUUUCGAUUUACUAGUUUAAACAUUUUUUAUUACAUAGAUUUUAUAAUUUUAUCGGGUAAUUUGUAAAGGUACCAAGCAUAUUCUCCAAUACCUAUUUUUAAAAUAAGGUUUUAAAAGUACUUCUCAAAAUAAUUUCAAGUACAUAAAAACGUACUCUUUGUUGCAUGCUUAUUUGAGAAAUUUAGUUUUUUGUGAAAUCAAGAUGAGAAUGAAAGUAUCCUUUUUAAGUUUAGUGAGUGUUUUUGUGACAUUCUUUCAAAUGUCAGUUCAACAGUCUGUUUUAAAAUGCUUAGUUUGUAAGCAAGUUGUCCAUGAAAUAAAUUCUGCUGUUUCUAAUGAAGACCCUAAGAAAACAAUACAAGUUGGCAGCUUUCGAAUUCAGCCUGAUGGUACACAAAAGCAAUCUCAAAUAAAAUAUGCUGGCUCUGAACUUCAUCUCAAUGAAAUUAUGGAGACAGUGUGCAAUUCCCUGGAUGAUUAUGCGCAGGCAAAAAAUAAAGACACUGGAGAAUUAGCCUUAUUGAAUCUUUCAAAAGAUAUAGAAAAGUUGAGCACCCAUGAAUUAGUGCAAGAUCCUGAUCUUAAUCGUAGCCUUAAAUAUUACUGCGAGAGCUUCAUUGAAGAUUUUGAAGAUGAUAUUUUGCAAGUCUUUAAAGCGGCUGAAGAUUUGCCAUUAGAUGAUGUAUCUAGGAAACUAUGUAGCGAUUCAGCUGGUUACUGCAUAGCUGCACACACUGAAUUAUAAAAAUGGGGAGCUCUAAGUUAUUGAAUGAAUACUCAUUAUAAAAUGUUUUUCACUUGUAAACCAUGUAUUUUCAAGUUUUCAUUAAAAUAUUUUUAUGCUUAAAUUAUUUAUUAAAACUAUAUAAUGGCUAAA
Argiope bruennichi is the source of this 975-nucleotide messenger RNA. It is a transcript of the gene sel, whose product is annotated as protein seele-like. The coding region runs from base 301 to 843 and encodes 180 amino acids. Gene Ontology annotation, cellular component: endoplasmic reticulum. Lineage: Eukaryota; Metazoa; Arthropoda; Arachnida; Araneae; Araneidae. The transcript is spliced from 5 exons. The record is from RefSeq and is a predicted model, not a curated record.